Molecule: messenger RNA, 231 nt
Organism: Salpingoeca rosetta
Lineage: Eukaryota; Choanoflagellata; Craspedida; Salpingoecidae
Exons: 3
Coding region: 1-231 (76 amino acids)
Source: RefSeq, a predicted model, not a curated record
AUGACGACAGAGUACAAGUCGAAGCUGCAGAAGCUGGCGAAGGACAUUCUUGAAAAGUACAAGCAUCAGGCCCGCAACAUCCGCAACAAGUACGUGGCGCAGCUGAAGAAGAGCGAUGCAACAAAGGACGACAAGCGGCACAUCGAAACAUAUAUUCAGCAGUGCAUGGACGGGCAUUUGCGAACGAUGGACGCUGCGUAUGAAGCCAAACACAAGGCCCUCUCUUCGUGA